Messenger RNA from Suillus clintonianus, 1043 nucleotides. RefSeq names its product Metallo-dependent phosphatase-like protein. Gene Ontology annotation, molecular function: hydrolase activity. The record is from RefSeq and is a predicted model, not a curated record. The transcript has 7 exons. The coding region runs from base 23 to 973 and encodes 316 amino acids. NCBI's taxonomy places the organism in Eukaryota, Fungi, Basidiomycota, Agaricomycetes, Boletales, Suillaceae.
GAGCGAGCGAAGUUCAGUGAACAUGUCUGAAUCAGAUGAAAUUAUCCCAGCGACACACCACCAGGAAGGCUUCCACACGCCUAGCGCUAAUGUCUAUAUUUCAUACGACCCCGCAAAUCCCCCAGCCCAUCCGGGGGCAAAUUGGACUCGUUUUGUGUGCAUCAGUGACACCCACUCUCGUACUUUCGGCGUUCCCUCUGGCGAUGUCUUGCUUCACUCUGGCGAUCUCAGCCGGCUAGGUCGGGAAGACGAUAUUCGUGUUACGAUAGAGUGGUUGCAUAGUCUGGACCAUGGCGUCAAAAUUAUUAUAGCGGGAAACCAUGACCUACCUCUCCACGAGGAGUGGUACGAGGACAGUUAUUACGGCUUCCACAACAUGAAGGAGUCAUCGACUGCGAUCAGAAAUCUCGUCGACAGCAAGGCAAAUCGUGAUCGGGGCCUAAUCUAUUUGCAGGACGGACGGUACGCUUUUAGCACUAAGGAAGGUGGAAGGGAGUGGUCUGUGUAUGGCUCUCCGUGGCAACCCUAUUUUGGUGGCUGGGCUUUCAAUUAUUUGCCUGAGGAAGCCUGUGACCACGUUUCCGCAAUACCUGAGGUCGACAUUCUUCUCACUCAUGGCCCUCCGCAUAAGGUUCUAGAUAAAACCUUUUCCAAUGUCCACGCUGGAUGCCCUGCCCUGCUCGCGCACCUUUCCAAGAUGCGGAGACCUCCGCUUCUCCACGUCUUCGGGCAUAUACACGAAGCACGUGGUGCCGUGCGGUAUCCCUGGUUGCAGGGGGAGGAAGACCAAGACUCUUCGAAUGCAGAAUGCACAACACCUCUUGGAAAAGAGACGAUAAUGGUGAAUGCAGCUAACCAGCCUCUCGGGCGUCAGGCGAUUGGACAGGGUGGUCAAAGAAUCCCAUGCGGCGGUCCAGGCUUUCAACCUGUUAUUGUUGACCUAUUGGACUCGGCUAUGCGGCUAGAAAUGUAAACGACAACGACGUUCUCCCUGUAAUACGAUAUCUUCACAUGAUAAGAGAGUUCUAUAACUUAAAGACGGC